Messenger RNA from Plutella xylostella (diamondback moth), 475 nucleotides. RefSeq lists its product as uncharacterized. NCBI's taxonomy places the organism in Eukaryota, Metazoa, Arthropoda, Insecta, Lepidoptera, Plutellidae. The record is from RefSeq and is a predicted model, not a curated record.
AGGCGUCAGUUCCGAAAAAUUAUCAGUGUUGAAGUUAAGGUUAUUGAAAUAGUUUCGUUGAAGACAUCACAGAGGAAAAUUCAAAAUGUUGAAGAAAAUAUUUACUAUUGUAUUAAUCAGUGCAUUAUUCGUUCAGAAUAUUUCUGCUGGUGAUGACGCCACGACGGAGGCCGCUACAACAGCUAAGCCGGAUGAGACCACGACGCCAAAAGUGACUACACCGCAAGUGACGACACCGGAAGUGACGACACCAAAAGUGACGACACCAAAAACGACACCCGAUUCUGGAAAAGGCCUUGUUUCAACAUGGAUGCAAGGGGGGAAGAAAAUGGUUGAUGAUAUGGAUAAAGUGGCAGAAGAUACAGCGAACAAAUGGUUGGCACUCUGGGGAUAAUUAGUGAUUAACGACAAAAGGAAGUAACGAGUUCGUCUGUAUUUGAAAGUAUUAGUAAUAAAAAUAAAUAAUAAUUACAUA